GCUGCUGCUAGUAGGCUUGUUUGAAAUCACCUGACUAGUUUUAACCGAGAGUGUCUAGAUGGUUGUUGUUGUAUUCGAGUCCAGUCUGGGACGAUUGAGAAGUUUCUGGUUUUUGCAUGCGAUGUUUCGUUUUAAAAACAUCCGUGAAUUAACAUGUUUGUUUGUUACCCUUUAUAUCUUAAUGAGCCAGUCGUUGGCAGAUGACCAGGACUUCAUGGAGGAGUUUCUGAAGCGUGAAUAUUCCCUGGCAAAGCCAUACCGUGGAUUGGGCUUCUCUAGUUCUUCGCAGUGGGAUCUGAUGGGCACUGCUGUGGUUACCCCUGACCAUGUGAGGCUGACCCCAGACAUGCAGAGCAGACAAGGAGCUGUGUGGAGUCGAAUUCCUUUCUUCUUGAAGGAUUGGGAGCUCCAGGUGCAAUUUAAAAUCUUUGGUCAGGGAAAGAAGAAUUUCAAUGGGGAUGGGAUGGCCAUCUGGUUAACUAAAGACCGCAUGCAGAAAGGUCCCGUGUUUGGCAACAUGAACCACUUCAUUGGACUUGGGAUAUUUGUGGACACUUACCUCAAUGCUGAAAAGAGCCAUGAUAGAGCUUUCCCUUAUAUAUCAGUGAUGCUGGGGAAUGGGACUCUAUCAUAUGACCACGAUAAUGAUGGCCGGUUCACCGAACUCGGGGGGUGCACAGCCAUUGUGCGUAACGCGCUCUACAACACGUUUCUCCUUGUCAGAUACUCCAGAAACAGACUCACGGUCAUGGUGGAUGUAGACGGCAGGCAGGAAUGGAGCGAAUGUGCUGACAUCACAGGACUCCGGCUACCUACAGGCUACUACUUUGGUGCCUCUGCUGCCACUGGGGACCUGUCAGAUAACCAUGACAUCAUCUCCAUGAAGUUGUACCAGCUGACAGUAGAGCGGACUCCAGAGGAUGACGAAGAGGAGGAAAUCACCCUACCCAGAGUUGACGGCAUGGAACAGUUUGCAGUGGAUGUUGAGGAUCCUGGGAUGAGUGGAGUCCAGUUCUUCUUCACGCUCCUCUUCUCUAUCCUGGGCCUCAGCGUGCUGGCAGCAGUAGGACUGGUGGUUUAUGGGCGCUGGAAGGAAAACAAACGUAAACGCUUCUAUUGAUCAGAGACUAGUUGGUCUACAUCAGUUUUCAGAACGUGUGUUUCUUAAUCAACAAUGCAACGACUGCCAUAGCUUUACUGCAACUAUACAAUUGAGUGAACUGAGUGAACAGCCACUUGGGUCUCAGGCCCAGAGUCAACAGAACAAACCGACUAAAUGAACAGGUGAGCCAGCUGUGGAAUAUUUCUUUUUCUUUUAGUGUUAUGAGUGAUAGAUGAAAUAAAGCUCCUCUUAGUGUUAUGAAUGAUAGAUGAAAUAAAGCUCCUCUAGUUGAAUUGUGUUAAAAUAUGCUCAUCUCAACUUAAUGCACACUGGGUUUGCAGCAUGGCUCUGCACUGACAAUGUAGAUUUCAGACAAACACUUCAGAAUCAACUGCAAAAUCAGAUGCUGUAUCUAGUUUAACGGCAUCAUGUAAAAGACUUUAUGGUACUGAGGUUUGAUUACCCACUUAAGACUUUCAAAAGAUCGAUCGACCUGUGGAUGGCUGCCGACGUCUUGCUGCACUGAACAAGUCAAAUUAUACUGAGCCCCCAUGCAUUUGACAGCACCUUUAGUGCCAAUCAAAGCACUUACCUCAACUUGUGUGCAAAGGGAUGUACAUCAACUGUUUGUAAAUGUACAAUUGAUGAUACAACACGAUAUGCUGUGCUACCAGUGUUAAGUGCCUAGUUAGAACCAAUGAAAAUGAGCUCUUGCUUUGUUUGAA
Monopterus albus (swamp eel) is the source of this 1827-nucleotide messenger RNA. It is a transcript of the gene lman2lb, whose product is annotated as lectin, mannose-binding 2-like b. Gene Ontology annotation, molecular function: D-mannose binding. The record is from RefSeq and is a predicted model, not a curated record. The transcript is spliced from 8 exons. Gene Ontology annotation, cellular component: endoplasmic reticulum membrane; Golgi membrane; COPII-coated ER to Golgi transport vesicle. The coding region runs from base 59 to 1120 and encodes 353 amino acids. NCBI's taxonomy places the organism in Eukaryota, Metazoa, Chordata, Actinopteri, Synbranchiformes, Synbranchidae. Gene Ontology annotation, biological process: endoplasmic reticulum to Golgi vesicle-mediated transport.